This is a messenger RNA of Aphanomyces astaci, 1134 nucleotides long. RefSeq lists its product as hypothetical. The transcript has a single exon. Lineage: Eukaryota; Oomycota; Saprolegniomycetes; Saprolegniales; Verrucalvaceae. Bases 1 to 1134 code for a protein of 377 amino acids. The record is from RefSeq and is a predicted model, not a curated record.
AUGCCAGCAAAGUUGAAUCGUCAUGCGCGCACGAUUCAAUUUUGGGCGCGCCAUUUCGAAACAAGCGGUGCGCUGCCAGUGUUUCUACGAGGCAAGCAUCAAAAGACCGAGUCGCUCAUGCACGAUGAAGACUUCAUGGCGAAGUGCGCUGAGUGGCUGCACGCUCAGCUUCCAAACCAAAGGUCACCCCAGCGCUUUCAGCGUCACCUCAACAUGGAAGUGAUACCUUUGCUGACAGGGGCACUUGAAGCCAACCUGUCCGAGAGCACGGCGCGUCGCUGGAUGCAGCACAUUGGAUAUCGAUAUGAGCUCUGGAAGAAGAACGUUUACACCGAUGGUCACGAGCGUGAAGACGUCACGGCGUGCCGCGAAAGGUUUUGCAAGUUGUUCCUCAGCUUGGCCGAGCGGAUGAAGUUCUACUCUGGCGAAGACAUGGCGACGGUGGAUUUGCUUACAGCGACCAAUGAGCCUGAAAUCGUAUGGAUCACGCACGACGAGUCGGUGUUUUACGCCAACGACGAUGGCAACAAAGGUUGGCCCCAGAUCGACAACCACGACCUUCACAAGAAAGGACGAGGGUGCUCGAUCAUGGUGUCUGACUUCUUGUGUCCCUGUCAUGGUCGUUUGUUCAACAUGGUGAAUAACGUCAUGACUUACACAACAAGAACGCUCCACGUCGGCAAGAACAACGAAGGCUAUUGGACAUGUGAGCACAUGAUCAAGCAAGUACAAGACGAAGUCAUCUCAGCCUUCGGGGACAUGCAUCCUGGGGCAAUGGGAUUAUUUACCUUCGACCAGUCGACCAAUCAUGCCGCGUUCACUUCAGACGCUCUCCGAGCUUCGAACAUGGGACUUCGACCCGGCGGAGCCCAGGCACUUCUUCGGCCCGGCCGAUUGCCCGGUGGAUCUCCGCAGGGUAUGGUUUUUGAUGACAACCAUCCACACCGUGGCGAAGCAAAGGGCCUACAACAAGUGCUCUUAGAACGCGGAUACGACAUCAAGUUGCUCAAGAUGUCGCACACCUGCAAAGAGGCCAACAUCGACACAAGUCAUGGACCCAUUCGCAUGUGCUGCGCGCGCCACUGCAUGGCAUCGCAGGACGAAGUUCGAAGUUAUUCAACCCAUUUCCGAUAA